Messenger RNA from Parasteatoda tepidariorum (common house spider), 2835 nucleotides. Its product is annotated as nose resistant to fluoxetine protein 6. NCBI's taxonomy places the organism in Eukaryota, Metazoa, Arthropoda, Arachnida, Araneae, Theridiidae. Gene Ontology annotation, molecular function: acyltransferase activity, transferring groups other than amino-acyl groups. The record is from RefSeq and is a predicted model, not a curated record.
AAACAUACUCGUCUGCAGAGUGAAUACAAAAUUCUAAAGAGCGAAAGUAGUUUUCGCUGCAGAGAACGCAAUUGUUUCCCCAUCACUCAGUUCAGUUAAAAGAGUUACAAUCCUGAGUUGUGUUUGGUUUUUAUCGUCUGCUUUGGUUUUUAAAUCGAUUAUUAUUGUUCUACUUUAAUUUUGUAAAUCGAUUCGUUUCCACAUGCGAUUAAUUUCACUGGCAUGCUUUUCUUUAUUAUGAAAGUUGUUUGAUCUGUUAGAAAUGUAAUUUUGUUACGAACUUUAAUUAAGAAAAAUAUAUAAUCAGUACCAUCGAUUUUUCAAAAGUCAUUUUUUGAUUUAAUCAUGUUGAUUGCGUGUUAUGUCGUGCUUUUAUUUUCGAUUAAUUUUUCAAAUUUUGUGACUACUGCUGAAACAUCCUCUGAAGGAAUUGCGUCUACCACUGAGUCACCGAAAAUUGUAAAAAAGACGGAAACUGGUCUUCAAGGAAAAUUGAAAGAGAUGAUGGACUCAAUAUCCAAGCAAAUUUUUCCAUAUGCAGUUAAACUUGGUACUACUUCAAAAGCAUCAACUUCUUGUAAACUUGAUUUAAUGGUUACAGGUAUGGCAGCUCAGCGCAUGGCCCCAUGGUCACUGAAAAUGAUAGAUUCGUUUGGCAAAUUAUCAGGAGGAAUGCUAGAGGGAAUAACAUCUGCACUUGGUGACUACGAUGAGUGCCUGGAUGUGAUAAUCGGUGGUAAAAAGAAAAGGAAAUUUCGUACUGGAACAUACUGUAUGUUGGAAAUCAAGCCACCUGACUCCAUACUUACAGCCAUCAAAGAGGUCCAGAUCAAUAAGAAUAACAGUUUAAUGUCUACACAUCUAAAGGACCCGAUAUUUCAAAGUCUACGAAGGGUUCGAACAAAUCCUGAUCAUAUAAUGUUCCGAUUGGGCAUUUGUAUGCCAUCUUCUUGCAGUGUUAACGAUGUUCAAAACCUUAUUGACACAGGUAUUGACAUAGCUGAAAUGAAAGGUCGUUUACCAGUGCAUGUCAGCCAUUGUGAUGCAAAAGUGGGAUAUUAUUAUCAACCUCAUGAGAUUUUAAUUUUUUGUCUAAUAGGUGUGUUCCUCAUCAUAGCAGUGAUUGGAACUAUUGUUGCAUUCUUAAAAAAUAUCUGGUACUCAGACAAGGACUCAAAUUCAAACGUCGAAACGAAAGGGAAAUUUUAUGGAAAAGAAAACCUAUCUAUUAAGGAAAGAGCUGUGAAUUUAUGUUCAAAAUUUUCAGUGGGCCACAGUAUAUCAAAACUAUUAUGCUGCGACAAUAAUAAUGACGCCUCUGAUGUUUGCAAGGGAAUGACGUUUUUCAAUAUUUUAUUUUCAAUAUUUUUGCAUACAUAUGCUUUACCACACCCAUUACAUUUGUACAGAUUUCGAGAUACAUUAAAUUUUACUAAGUUUAUCGAUGAGAUUUUAUUUGGGGCUGUUGCCAACUCUUCCGUUGGCAUCGACACUUUCUUCUUUUUGGGAGGAUUUUAUUUUGUGAAUUCGAGAUGGAAAAAUAUAAAGAGGCCAAACAUAUUGCCUUAUAUUUUGAAGUUUAUAUUCAUGGUCGUUAUAAGAAUGAUAUUUGCGCAAGUUCUAGUUGGAUGUUUGUUAUUUUUACUCCCUUCUCUUGGAUCUGGACCGCUUUGGAAAGACUUUGUAGAAUCGCCUGUAAACAAUUGCAAAAAAAGUUGGUGGAUGAAUUUGCUCUUUAUUCAAAACUUCUUGGGACCCUAUGAUAUAUGCCUUUAUCAAAGCUGGUUUUUUCCAACUAUGGUUCAUGUUUUCAUUAUAACUGCGGUACUAGUAUAUGCACUUCACAGGUGGCCUUUUGGAGGAGUUGUAAGCACAGUAACUGUUAUCGUGAUAAGUGUUUUGGUUAUGGCACUGGUAACAGCAAUAACAGGAUAUCCAGCUACCUUAGCUGUUUAUUUCUAUGAUUACAGGACAUCUAUCUAUUUCUGGAAAUAUGUGUACACGCAGUUUUAUACACAUAUUGGAUCCCAAUGUAUCGGAAUGUUGACGGCAUAUUUCAUAGCUGAGUACCCAAUAAAAAAGCUGGAUAAAAGGCUCGUACUAUUGGCUUGGUUGGCUUCAUUGUUGACAAUGAGUUCCAUAGUCUUAGGCUUGUAUGAUUAUCGUGAUGGGGCAGAAAUGUCAAGAAGUCUAGCUGUUUUCUAUGCGGCUUUUCAUAGACCUGCAUGGGCUCUUGUAAUUGGCUGGAUAAUUUACGCUUGCGCAACCGGUUACGGGGGCGUCGUGAACUCAUUUCUAACAUGGAAAGCUUUCAUGCCGUUGGAAAGACUGAGUUACUUGGCAUACCUUUUGCAUAUUCCCAUAAUGUAUUACCAUGGUGGAGUUCAAAGAGAAAGGAUGUACAUGGGACAUUACAAUCAGCUUAUGUGCUUUCUAGCCUAUGCUGUAUUGAGUUAUGCUUUAGCAUUUGUUUGUUACAUUAUUUUUCAAGCACCAUAUGAAAUUAUAGAAGGAUGCAUUUUUAACAAAUCUGCCGAAGAAAAUAUGGGGGAAAGAAAUUCUACAAGCGUUUCAGAAAUAAAAUUACAGAAAACAAGCAGUGAAGUUACAGUAGACGAAGAAGAAAAUAAGUUAAAAGUUUUCAAUAGCAGGUAUUAAGUAAAACUAAGCACUUAAUUAACUAAUCUGCUUUCUAGAAAUAUAUAUUUCGAUUGUAAUUAAACUUUGCGAAUUGUAAUCCUUACAUUUCUUAUGUAUUUGUAACAAUUGUUAUUCUUCAUGAUGGACUAGUCUGAUACUCAUUGACCAUUGUUAAUCAUAUUCCACACUUUUACU